Lathyrus oleraceus (garden pea) is the source of this 738-nucleotide messenger RNA. RefSeq lists its product as uncharacterized. The transcript is spliced from 2 exons. The record is from RefSeq and is a predicted model, not a curated record. Bases 138 to 506 code for a protein of 122 amino acids. Lineage: Eukaryota; Viridiplantae; Streptophyta; Magnoliopsida; Fabales; Fabaceae.
UCAUCUCUUCUUCAACUAUUCUUUUCUUUACAUCUUCAAUCAUACCCAAUCAAAUACAUAGUUUAUCAAGAAAAAAAGAAAUUUAUUUAGCACCAUUAUGUGAUGAAGAUGAAGAUUUAACUCGUUUUUGUGUCAUAAUGGACAGUUCAAGCAUUUUUAUAGAAUUUGGUAGUACUCAAAGGGAAGAUGUAGAAGGUGAUCACGAUGAUGGUGAUGGUGAUGGUGAUGGUGAUGGUGAUGAUGAUGACUCACUUUGGGUUCCUGCAAUUGGGAUGUGUUUUUCUUGUCUAGAGGAAGUUAAAACAUAUUAUCAAGAGUAUGCUUUAAAAAAGGGGUUUAGGUGGAGGAUUAGAUCAUCGAAAAAAGGAGAUGACAGAGAGCUCAACUACCUAAUAGUUUCAUAUUCAAGAGAGGGGUCUAACAUUUCAAAAAUUGCAUGCACGUUAAAGACACUACGAUCUAUAGCAGAAAAUUUUCUUGCCAAGAUUUGUAUUAAAUUGAAAUAAGAUGGUUUGUGGUACAUUACACAAUUUGAAUCUAACCAUUUUCAUGAGACUAGCCCUACAAAAUCAAGAUUGUUCAAGGCUAACAAGAAAAUGAACUUACAUGUGAGGAGAACAAUUCAAAUAAAUGAUGUUGCGGGAGUAAAGAUCAACAAGACUUUUCAAUCGCUUGUUAAAGAUGCAGGAGGACAUGAAAAUAUUACCUUUUGUGAAAAGAAUGUGAGGAAUUAUAUUA